Cladophialophora bantiana CBS 173.52 is the source of this 1347-nucleotide messenger RNA. RefSeq lists its product as uncharacterized. The record is from RefSeq and is a predicted model, not a curated record. The transcript has a single exon. Lineage: Eukaryota; Fungi; Ascomycota; Eurotiomycetes; Chaetothyriales; Herpotrichiellaceae. Bases 1 to 1347 code for a protein of 448 amino acids.
AUGUCGACUUCCACCUCCGCGGCUCCUGGCUCCAAAUCGAAGCUCCCGGAGAGAUACAAGCGAAAGCUCACCGAGGCUAGAAGGGAGCAGAAUCGACGGUCACAGCGCGUCUGGCGAGAGAAGCAGAAGCAACGUCGAGAUCAGGAGAUCAAGGCUAGAGUCGCGCAAGAAUUGUCGAGGCGGGAGAGAGAACAUGCGCAGCGACCGUCGACGGAGCCGCUGGGGUCUGGUGAAGGCACAUCUGGCGCUGCCUUUCUAGAGCCGCCUCUUGACGAAAUAUUGACCGACACCAGCCCCGAAAAUGCUGCAAGCGAGCCCACCGCGCUGCCAGAGCCAGUUCUUCCAUUGAAAGUUGCGGUCUAUUACUACGUCCCGCCAAUUCCGGACGCGAUUGAUAUGCGACACUCGUGGCCCGUCCCCGACGACCUCGAUUCGAAGACAUACACGCUCCCACCGGGCGUUACUCCCUUGGAGAGCCCUCUGGACAGGCUGUCUCCCUCGCUCUCUCCCGUGAGACAGAUCUCGCCAUACCAGCGCUCCCCUCCGCCUUCCCUUCACUCUCACUCAUCAGCAUCACGCAGCAUAUCACGAACACGGUCGUCCCUCCCAUCACCCUAUGUGAACAAUCUCCAGCUUGUUGGGGAAUCCUGUUUCGCGGCGACCAUGUCGAUUGCGCAAAGCCUGGGCAUUUCAAUCGUGUCCUACGUCAACGACCACCCUUCUCCGUUUUCGACAACUUCCAAUGCAAACAUCCAUACCAUCCCCGUCGACCUCCGACCCACGGCCCAUCAACUCAUCCUUCCCCAUCCGUCAUACCUGGACUGCAUUCCGUUCCCCCACUUUCGGAGCAUGGCCGUCUAUCUCUCGAGUGUCAGGAAACUCGACCACAUGAGCCUCUUCCUCGACCUGAUACACGACGGCAUGGUCUGCUGGGGCCGGGAGCGCGCCAACGGGUACUACGGGAUGAGCAUGCGGGACGGCGUGGCAUGGAACAAGCGGAGCUGGGAAGUCAGGCGCUGGUUCUGGCGGAAAUGGGCCUGGAUCGCACGCAUGACUGUCGAGGACAUUGACAGCGCCGGCAGCGCCGGUGUCAUCACGCAGCAGUCCGAGGAGGAAUUUGACGACGAGGAUGGGAUGUUGAGCGGCAGCCAAUGGUGGUGGUCUCUCCACGAUGACGAAGAAGGAUAUCAUUCGCCCAUCGGAGGAGGCGCGGCGGCAUCGAGCUCGUCAGAGGUCCUUACCCAAGACCAGCCGGAGGAGCUGGGCAGCUUGCUCAGCCGCCACGUUGUAUGCAAUGUGGGAAUACGCCAGACGCGCGAAAACCACUUGCUGGUGAAGUGGGAAUAG